UCACUCUAAAAUUAGCACGUCAAAAACUGAAAAGUUCUUUCUUUUCACAAUUUUCUUACUCUGCGUCGGAAAUUCUACUUAAGCUGGCACUUCGAAGCGGAAAUUAUUUACCAGCUGGCGAAAAGCUAAGAGCUGCGGAAGCGGAAAGCGAACACACGUAUGUCGCGGAAUCCUGAGGACGCCGAAUUGUCCACAACAUCUGCAUCCGAUUACAGAGACGGAAUCAAUGGGUCGCCAGCAUCAGACUGGCCUUCGCCAGUAGACCAGCAAGAUUUGCCGGAUAUUGGGACAUCUUUUUAUGAUGAUUCGCAACACCCGACAUCGUACUGUAGUCAAAGCCACUGCAUUAUUGGAUCACGAGUAAAGACGAGACUAUCGGAUAUAUCGUCCACAACUGAAGCACAAUCGUCUUUGCCAGAGAGUCCACGAUUUUCGUUUACAGAACCACCUUACACCGUUGUCAACAAUUUUUACGGCCCAACUCCACAGCGCCGAUAUUUGAUACCGGCUCAACAAUACUUGCCUUUGUGGCAUAGAAACGCUGAUAUUUCUGAUCAGUAUUACACUCCAUCGCCAUUCCAUCAUUUGGAGGAACUGCACAACUCAUCGGAUUUGAGGAAUUCGCCACAGAGACCACAUUUUCGUCCUGCUUCUCCAGGCAAUUCUGACGGACCUCUAUUUGCUCCCAACUUUCAGGCGGAUACCUCCGGCCAGGAAGUUGUAGUUGGCCUUGCCCCAUUGCAGUACAACUUUCAUUCAAUAAUAACUUAUGCGUCGGAGUAUAUAACGCCAAUCCAGGUGGCAAACAAUCAAAUUUUAUCUGAAGCCGAUCUGGAGGGAAUCCAGCACGCACAAGCUACUCUGGAAAACUACUAUUACGUAGCGAAUUCCUGGCUGCAAAAAGAUCAGGCUCAUGAGCAAUACGAACUGAUUGAGUUCCAAAACCAUCAGCUUGCUUCUGAUUUGCAGCUGGAGAAUCAGGAAAUCCAGGAACAAAAUAACUAUCUGACAUCAAAUAUCCCAUACGAAGAUCGUCAGCUUACACAAGAGAUUCAGUACUAUCAGCAGGAACCAACCGAGGAACUUCAGCUCUAUUCAUUUCAUUCUGAGAUUCCGGAAAUCCAGAUCGUAGCACCGUUACUUCAGGCCUCAUCGCCUGUACCUAAGAUCCAGGACUACCUGUCCGAGCAACCGGUACAUCAGGCCUACUCACCGGGUAGGCAGUCCUCACCUUUUUCUAAUAUCCAGGACAAUCAUACAUACUCACCAAGUCACCAAUCCGACUUAUCAAUAGGGGAUUCCUACUCGCCUUCUCGUGCGGUCCAGGAAUACCAUUCUGAAGUGAGAGUGCCCUACGACAGACAGUUAGCUAAUAACGAAGGAAUAUCUGAACCUAAUAUCCAGGACUACCAGUCCGAGAUUUUAAGAACUCAGUCCUACUCACCAGGUAGCCACCCCUACUCGCCUUCCUCCGAUAUCCAGGGCUACCAGGCAAGCCAUCAAUCCGACUUGCCAGAAAGCAAGUCCUGCUCGCCUUCUCGUGAGGUCGAGGACUAUAAGUCCGAGUUGGAAGUGCAGUACGUGGAAGAAUUGACUUAUAACCACGGCCUAUCUGAACAUAAGAUCCAGGGCUACCACUCCGAGAUUCUAAGACGUCGGUCCUACUCACCGGGUGGCCAGCCCUAUUCGCCUUCCUCGGAUAUCGAGGACUACCAGGCAAACUCACCAAGCCACCAAGCCGACUUACCAAAACGCAAGUCCUACUCGCCUUCUCUUGAGGUCCAGGAAUACCAGUCCGAGGUGGAAGUGCAGUACGGAGAAGAAUUGGCUCAUAACCACGGCCUGUCUGAACAUAAGACCCAGGACUACCAGUCCGAGAUUUUAAGACGUCAGUCCUACUCACCGGGUAGCCAACCCUACUCGUCUUUCUCUGAUAUCCAGGUCUACCAGCCAUACUCACCGAGCCACGAGUCCGAUUUACCAAAAGACCAGUGCCUCUCGCCUUUUCCAGAGGUCCGGGACUACCAGUCCACGGUGGAGGUACCGUACGGAGGAGAAUUGGCUAAUCACAUAGGGCCAGCUAAAGGGAGUCAGGAGGAGCCUAUCGCAGAAAAACGAGAUCGAGAGAAAAUAUUCGACAACUUUGAUAAAUUCUUACAACGAACAUCACCGAAUCAUGGGCUACAGCAACAGAUACGAAGUGUGCUGAUAGAACCAAAGCAUAUUCACACUGAAAUUGUGCGUAAAACAUUUAAGACCAUCCGUAACGGCUGCGAUCUUUUGAUCGCCGAACCAAAUCAUCCGGACGCCCAGCACCAACGCUUAAGUGUUGUUCUCUUGCGCGAGAGGCUGGCCGAAUUGUGCCACAUUCUUUUGGACGAAGCUAUUCGCGGCAAGGCCACCAAACAAGGUUUCGAUCUGCUCAAGGAGAUCUUCGUUGGCAUCGAGGACAUCGAUCAAUCACUUCAGUUUGUUAUUGGACGCUUAGAGCAGGAGAGUGCCUCCGAGCAAGAAAACGAUUUGCAGAACAACAUUUCAAUGGGCUUGGAAUUGUUGAGAAAACUGCGUAAGCUAGUUACCGGUUGGUAUACACCCAAAGAUAGUGAGUCUGAUACCGAGUCGGCGGGCUUGGCAUCUGAAAAUCAAAACGGAUCAGGUCGUGCUAGCGAUCAUCAAUCGGAAGCAAGUAAUUUACCUCGGAAAAGGCGUACCCAGGAGGAGAAUCCUCGUUUGAUCAAAUACCGCCGCGUGGACAACUCUUUUCCUCGCUUUAUAACGAAUGAGUCGAUGGCUGCAGAUCGUGAGCGAGAAAAUCAGCAACAGAGCUCGAGGCGUCUCUCAAUAUUUAAUCCGCCGGUAUAUACCCAGCAUAGGGUGCGCAAUGACGCCCCUUACGUACCCAAUCCCUUCGACGUCUCAGACGAUGAGGAGCCGCCGACUCAGACAUUUGCCAGCGCCGUUACAUCGUCCAGAACUCCGCAGAUGCUGUACUCUGAUGCCGUUCGUCUCGGUCAAAAUGGCUUUGCAGAGUCGCAUAUAAACCAUAUAAAUGGACAUUCUGGUAGCCACACGGGACGUAGGGCACCAACUCAAAUGGAGAGAAGUAUACUGACCCACGAAAUGGAACGGAUGGAGCAUCAGCAAUAUCUUACCCUCAUUCAAACCGUAGCACACAAUAGUAGUACGGGAGGACGUUUCAUUAAGCCAAGUGCUCCGCCCUUGCAACGCAUAGAUGCCCAGACGCCAUCGUGGAGUUCAAUAUUGCGAGGCAACCAAUCUCUUCCAUUGCAGCGGCAACAGCAGCAGCAGCAGCAACAGUCGCCUUCGACGACAAGGCGCGAGAGCUUCCGCGUGAACCAUGAGCUAUCAGAAUACGCCAAAUUGAUAGAUCGCGAGUCGAGUCAGGAGAACAGGCCACCGGUACCACCGCAGCUUAUACGUUGCGAUAGUUUUGUUAACAGUGUCGCCGCCAGUCAUGCUUCUACCCUUACCAGCAGCGAGGGAAGCGCAGAGAGCGAAAGCUCGUCAAAUGACUCUGAUUCCUCAGUGAUGGUUGUUGCCACCGAUGAUAGCAAUGAAGAUAAAAAUAUGAAAAUGUCCAACCACACUGGUGCCACAUCAAAUACGCACAGCGCCCAGCCAACCAUGACCGAUUCCUUGCAGCGUCGUUUUGCCAGUUGUGUCUACCUUAAGGAUGACUUUGCGGAACAAUAUAAAGCGCGAGUGGCAAAAAUGCAAUUGGAAACUGAACAUCGUCGUAAAUUAGCAGCUGAGGAAGCUCAACGCGUCACAGAAUAUCGUCGAGCAUUUGAAGAAAAACUGCGGGAAAAAAGAAUCACUUACGGUUUCCCCCACAAGCCCAUCUUUAUCAUUGGGCCACUAGACAGCGCGAUUAAAAAGAAAGAAACGACGCUCGUCCCAUUAUCCAAGGAGCAAGUAAAGCGCUAUUACGAUUUAAUGCAGGGCGAUCGUUCGGCGGUACUUGUUGUCAAGUUCAACCUGCAUAUUCGCCGCCUCGAUAUACGCACAUUCAUUGAUGGCGAAUGGCUAAACGAUGAGGUUAUAAAUUUCUAUAUGUCCUUAUUGACCGAGCGUUCGGAGAAACGGGCUGGCGAAUUGCCCGCAACAUAUGCCAUGAACACAUUCUUUGUGCCACGCCUCUUACAAGCUGGACAUGGCGGCGUUAAGCGCUGGACACGGAAAGUUGACUUGUUUAGCAAGGACAUUAUCCCAGUGCCAGUCCACUGCAACGGUGUUCACUGGUGCAUGGCCAUUAUUCAUAUGCGGGAUAAGGCCAUCCGCUAUUACGAUUCUAUGGGAAAGCCGAAUCAACCAGUGUUGGACGCUUUGGCAGCUUAUUUGCGAGAGGAGUCAUUAGAUAAGCGCAAGCAGCCAUUUGAUACCAGCGACUUCGUGAUUGAGAACGUAGAAAACGUUCCCCAACAAUUAAAUGGAAGCGAUUGCGGCGUCUUCAGCUGCAUGUUUGCGGAAUAUAUUUCUCGAGAUGUACCCAUAACCUUUUCGCAGUCGGAAAUGGAGUAUUUCCGCCGAAAGAUGGUGCUGGAGAUAGUCGACGGAGAGAUGUGGCUGUAGGCGAUCAACUAGAUUAUCUUCUAUGCAGCAACUAAGUCUAGUUUAGCACAGCAGAAAGAAUCAAGUUAAUUUAUUAAUUAGAAAUCUAACUCAACUUUCCAAGCAGGAAUUCACAAGAAGUGCUUAGCCAUCGGUUAAUCUAGAUCAAUAGAAUCUAUUGAAUUUAUUCGAUUGAGUCCAGAUUGAGCCAAGCUAAAGCAUUAUUGCGCAUAUACUCAUCUCAUUUUACACUUCAAACACAAAAGACACGGGCGAUUGUUUACAUAAAUUAAAUAACCAUCCUACUACUAAUUGUAAACAUAUUUCAGAAUCAGACCAUCUGAAAGUAACACAGAAACCCUAGUUUUUCAAUAACUUUCCAAGAAAGAACUCUCAACUCGCAAUCUUAAUCAAUUGAAUCUGAUCUGAUUUAUUCAGUUGAGUCCAGAUAGAACCGAGUUAGAGUAAACUCAUUUUACACUUCAUACAUCAACCAUCCUACUAUUUAAUGUAAACACCUUUUGAAAUCAGAUGUUCCAUGAAAGUUGACAUCUGAAUGUAACACAGAGAAACUAGUUUUUCAAUAAAGCGCUCUCAAAUAAAAGCAA
Messenger RNA from Drosophila eugracilis, 5180 nucleotides. RefSeq lists its product as uncharacterized. Gene Ontology annotation, cellular component: nucleus. The coding region runs from base 160 to 4593 and encodes 1477 amino acids. Gene Ontology annotation, biological process: protein desumoylation. Lineage: Eukaryota; Metazoa; Arthropoda; Insecta; Diptera; Drosophilidae. The record is from RefSeq and is a predicted model, not a curated record. The transcript has 6 exons. Gene Ontology annotation, molecular function: deSUMOylase activity.